Molecule: messenger RNA, 414 nt
Organism: Fonsecaea monophora
Lineage: Eukaryota; Fungi; Ascomycota; Eurotiomycetes; Chaetothyriales; Herpotrichiellaceae
Exons: 2
Coding region: 1-414 (137 amino acids)
Source: RefSeq, a predicted model, not a curated record
AUGGCGUGGUACUCCCUUCUCCCGUCCCACUUGACCGCCUACGAAACAUGGAUCGUGCGUGCAUUUCUGAUUCUGGCGAUCAUCAACAUCGCCCCUUGGCUCCUCGCCAUCCUCUACGACGUCUUGUACUACAUCUGCCGCCGGAUGUGGCAUGAAGUGCCCGUUUGGGGUGGACGGGCCAGAGGGGAACAUCGACCACGAGCACCCAGUCUUCGCGAUAGGCCGAGGAGGAUGAGUUUUCGAGAUCUGGUGACCGGCGGCAUCGGGUUGGGCGUGGGUCGGGAAGAGCAGGACGGCGACCUAGGGAACGAAAAGAGCAAGGACCAAAAGGGACACAGGAGAGGUUUGAGUGCGGAGAGUAUAGAAGAAGAGAUGGACGAUCAGAUGGAAGAUGGGGAUCAGCGCAAGGCGUGA